Molecule: messenger RNA, 921 nt
Organism: Monosiga brevicollis MX1
Lineage: Eukaryota; Choanoflagellata; Craspedida; Salpingoecidae
Exons: 1
Coding region: 1-921 (306 amino acids)
Cellular component (GO): extracellular region
Molecular function (GO): metal ion binding
Source: RefSeq, a predicted model, not a curated record
AUGACCAUGUUUUGCAAGCUCUACAAUACCCCUGGCAGCUGUCCCAACGGGGAUUUGUGCAGACAUCUGCAUCGUCCCGUGUGUACUCGCUUCAUCCUUCCCGGCGGCUGCCCCAACAGGUCUGCAUGUGAAUACCAACACGUGCAGGAAUGUAGAUACUUCAACACGCCCAACGGAUGCCGAAACGGUCUGUCAUGCCGUUUUCCGCAUCGUGCGGCCCCGACCUUUCACCAGAGUCACUACAAACGCGCGUAUGACGCCAUGGGGCCCAAGCCACAGCAACGUCGGGGUGCAAGCCUGCAGGUGGAGCAGGCUUUGCGCGACAACCUGGGCGACGAGGUGGGUGACAGGUUCUUCAGCCUUCACUACGAGGAGGGAUUGACUACAGCACAGAGCGUCAUUGCUCUUUGGUGCGAGGAUGUUGGGGUGUUCCGCACUUUGAAUGACAUCAUCAUCGCUGACGAUGCCAGGCAGUUCCAGCUGGGGUGGAUGACGUUUAUUCGCAUUCUGACUGCCUUUCUAACGCGGCAAGAUCAUUGCAUGGAUCGAGAUCGCGUUGUUUGGCGGGCAUCUUCCAUGACACGAUUGCAGGCUGACAGAUUAUUUCCAGAUAUGGUCAUUCGGCCUCCCAUGUUUGUCUCUACCUCAGCGCUGAAGUCGGGGGCUCUCAAACUGAUGCGACGCAACAAGCGCUUCUUGCUCAGGAUUCAUGUGCCGGCGGGGUGCCGAAAUGCCGCCUAUGUUGAUCAUCUGUCCCAAUACCAGCAGGAACAUGAGAUCUUGAUCCCGCCCUAUAGCCCCUUCGAAGUCAUUUCAGUUGAUUUCUCAAGGUGCUUGAUCAAUUUGCGUCUGCUUGACGGCAUGCAAUAUGAAAGUGUGGAAAGACGCUCGGGCAUCAGCGCACCGGCCUUUCCACUCUGA